AAUGACGAGCCACUACAUGGUGAGUGACUUGCGAUAGAUGACGAGGCCUAAUAUUUGACUGUCCUUUCUUUUUUAGCAAGCUAAGGACGCGGCUAGGGCGUCAGGGAAGAAGAAGGGGACGACUCUGUCCCAGCUGAAGAAGAGAGCUGUGCCGGCUGGCUCGGAGACUCCGAGUACCUUCAAGAAGCCAAAACCCCUACCUCGCCGUCUCGUGAAGAAAGACGAGUCGAAGGUUGCUGAGGGGGGAUGCCCUGAUGACGAAGAGAUGGGCGUGGACAAGCCGUCUCUGGUGGUGGACUUGGUGGAGGACCCUCUUUCGGGAAUCCCGGCCGACGUCCGCUCUCAGAUACCGGCGGAGGUGGCCCGCCGAGCUAGGUCUUCGGGCGGUAAGUAUUAUUCGAACGUCGUUCAGACGUAUCGAGCCUCCUCUGGCAGUUCUUCUUACUCUCCGCGUCAUCCUAAGGCCAUUGUUUUUCCUAUAGCCAAAGACAAAGGGAAGGAUGCAGCUGCUGCCGAGGAUGAGAACGUACCUGCUACUCCACACUAUUCGUCAAAGGAUAGGGUGGCUAUAUGCCGCAAGGUUUUUAAGGCCGUCCCCGCUGAGUAUGUUGCUUCUCUUCCUGGCCGCAAGACUGACGCCCAGUUUGGUGCGAUCCAGGCCACUCUUCUCGACUUGUUCUGCCGCAUGGAAUUCUGCAAGAGCUGGAAGGCCCGCACUGCUGAGGAGCUCAAAGCUCAGGUGGCUGAGUCCACCCACCAUGGUGACUAUGCGUUCAAGUCCAUUGAAGAGGUCCGCCUGCAGAUGCAGACGACCAUAGACCUUCAAGCGAAGGAGGUGGCUGCGUUGAGAUCUGACAAGGCCGAGCUGCUUAAGAAGAUCUUGGCGCAGGACAAGGACAUGGUGGCAAUGGUCGAGGAAGCCAAGACAGCGGCGGCGGAAAUACGGGCGCUUCAGGACCAGUUGCGGGAGUACCCUCAGGUCAAGGAGGCGGCUGAGGAAGCCGAGCAUCUUCGUGGGGAGCUAGAGACGGCCAGAUCGCAAGUUCGCACCUUGCGUGAGCGUCUUCUGGAAUCCUAUGAUCAGGGGGAACAAGCGACCAAGGACGCUGUUAAGCACGCCUGGGAGAGCCACAUGUCAGAGUAUGAUCUUGGGUGGUUCCAGCGGCGAAUGGAGCACAGUGCCGCUGUGUUGGCUGCUGAACGUCUUGGUCAGCCGCCCCCUGAGUUUGUAUCAUCUGAUGACGAGGACGAUGCGGCCGCCCCCUGAUUUGCUUCCUUUCCUAUUUUUUUAAAAAAUUUUAUUCAAGCGUUCCAGUGCCUAA
This is a messenger RNA of Spinacia oleracea (spinach), 1322 nucleotides long. RefSeq lists its product as uncharacterized. The transcript has 2 exons. The coding region runs from base 266 to 1267 and encodes 333 amino acids. NCBI's taxonomy places the organism in Eukaryota, Viridiplantae, Streptophyta, Magnoliopsida, Caryophyllales, Amaranthaceae. The record is from RefSeq and is a predicted model, not a curated record.